This is a messenger RNA of Telopea speciosissima, 1403 nucleotides long. Its product is annotated as SART-1 family protein DOT2-like. Gene Ontology annotation, cellular component: U4/U6 x U5 tri-snRNP complex. The record is from RefSeq and is a predicted model, not a curated record. The transcript has 4 exons. The coding region runs from base 659 to 1348 and encodes 229 amino acids. Lineage: Eukaryota; Viridiplantae; Streptophyta; Magnoliopsida; Proteales; Proteaceae. Gene Ontology annotation, biological process: maturation of 5S rRNA; mRNA cis splicing, via spliceosome.
GAACAACCAGAAGCAGCUGGUAAAGGAGAAACAAUUCCAGGGUUUUCAUCGUUUCAUCAUUAGUUAUCCACGGCGAGUUCGAGGUGAGCCAAUUCGAUUAUUGAAGGUGCAAUGAUACGUUUCCAUCUCAUUUAUCUCUAUUGGUCAAAUACAGAUAGACAGUAAUGUGGAAAGGCGUGUUGUAAUUUUUCUUGAAGUUGAACUUGGUUGUGUGUACAAUGGAGAUGGACUGGACUGAAUCGAGGCUGGAGCAGUAUGAUGACAGUAGGGAUCAAAAGGGCUCUGCUAGAGGGGACUACAAAAAUGAUGAACUGAUUGACGGUUUUGAAGGAGAUGAUGGGGAGAAACCAAGGGAAUCAAGCAAGCACCGGAGCAAGGACAAGAAGAAGAGUCAGAAAGAAGAAAAGGAUCAUGGAAGUAGAGAUCGAGAACGUUCGAAGACCAGUGAUGUUUCAAAGGAGAGGGGUAAAUAGGCUAAAGAUUCAGAAAAAGACCAGGUUUCAAGUAGAGAGAGGAGAAAGGAAGAUAGAGAGGACCGUGAGAAGGAUAGGCACAAGAAUAAGGUGAAGGAGAAAGAUAUAACAUUGAUAAGUACAAAGUCAAGGACCGUGAAAAGGAUAAAAAUAGGAAAGAUAAAGACCAUGAGAGGGAGAGGGAGAUGGAGACAGAACAUGAUCGAGGUAGAGAGAAGGAGAAGGGAAAGGAGAAGGACAAGGACAGGGACAGGGAAAGAGAUAAGGAACGGGAUAGGGCAAAGGAUAGGGAUAGAGACAAGGAAAGAGAUAAACAUAAAGACCGAGAGAGGGAAAGGGAAAAGGAAAAAGAACGUGAUAAACAUGAUAGAGAUAAGGUAAAAGACAAGAAUAGGGAGAAGGAUCAAAACAAAGACAGGUCUAAAGAUAAAGGAGACAAAAUGAACGAAAAAAUUCGUGAUGAAGGUCAAAGUAGGGUUAAAGAUGGUGUAAAAGAUGAGAAAUUUAAAAUAAAUGGUGUGAAUAGGGAUGUUAUUAUGCAAGGGAAGGAAAUUGAGCAUGAAGAUAUCAGUGGCAUGGUGCAUAAACAAAAGACCGAGGGGGCUUCAGGCCCAUCGACAUCAGAGCUUGAGGAGCAGAUACUGAAAAUGCAGGAAGAAAGAUCAAAGAAAAAGUCUGAAGGUGCUUCAGAGGUUUUAUCCUGGAUUAAUAAGAGCCGUAAGCUGGAGGAGAAAAGGAAUACUGAAAAAGAGAAAGCAUUGCAUCUCUCCAAAGUUUUCGAAGAGCAGGACAAUAUCGAUCAAGGGGAAAGCGACGAUGAGGAUGCAGUUCGGCACACUGCCAGUAUUGUCCCUCACCUUUUUUUUUCCUUUUAGGCUGUUAAAAUUUUUUCCCAUAUUCUUUUUGCGCUGUUAUGUGCACCCUGUAGUC